Molecule: messenger RNA, 2208 nt
Organism: Larimichthys crocea (large yellow croaker)
Lineage: Eukaryota; Metazoa; Chordata; Actinopteri; Sciaenidae
Gene: ptpdc1b
Product: protein tyrosine phosphatase domain containing 1b
Exons: 11
Coding region: 178-2208 (676 amino acids)
Biological process (GO): protein dephosphorylation; cilium assembly
Molecular function (GO): protein tyrosine phosphatase activity
Source: RefSeq, a predicted model, not a curated record
ACUGAGGUCAGGAGCCUAAACAUAACCAGCUUUGGCAACGUGCAAGAGCUGGAGAGGAACAACAACGUCAGAGUCGUGGAGGCUGAUGUCAGAAAUGUUGGCAACUGCCGCUGUAAACCAUUUGUGUUCUGAGAUGGUGGAUACAAACAUCUCGUCUCUCUUAUUACAGGUGUUGCUAUGACUGUGGAUGACCGCCUGACUGUUCCUAUGGCACUACAUGUGAAGACAACAGGUGGAGCUCUGAUGGAAUACAUCAGAGCCCCUAGGGCGAAGUACACAAUAGUAGGAGAGGCUAUACGUUAUGUAAUCCCUGGACAUAUGCAAUGCUCAAUGGGUUGUGGAGGUCAAGCCUGCAAGUAUGACAACCCAAGCUACUGGAGUGAUGACCAACAAGCCAUACAAGGCCUCUUCUCAUCCUGGGUUACUGAUCAUCUUCUUGCAAUGUCCAGACCCUCAACAGAAAUCAUUGAGAAGUAUAACAUCAUUGAUCAAUUCAUAAGGAAUGGUAUUAAAACAGUGAUCAACCUACAGAUACCUGGUGAACAUGCCAGCUGUGGAAAUCCUCUGGAGCCAGAGAGUGGCUUCUCAUACCGCCCAGAGGUCUUCAUGGAAAAUAACAUUUAUUUUUACAAUUUUGGCUGGAGUGACUAUGGGGUGGCCAGCCUCACCACUGUUCUGGACAUGAUGAAGGUCAUGGCCUUUGCACUGCAGGAGGGAAAGAUAGCAGUCCACUGUCAUGCUGGUCUCGGAAGAACAGGUGUGCUGAUAGCAUGUUUCUUGGCCUAUGCUACCAGAAUGACUGCUAACCAGGCUAUUUUAUAUGUACGUGCUAAACGCCCCAAUUCCAUCCAGACGCGAGGUCAGUUGCGUUGUGUCAGACAGUUUGUCCAGUUCCUCGCCCCUUUAAGGAGUGUGUUUUCUUGUGCUGAACCACGAUUCAACCCUGUCACCCUGUCCCAGUAUCUAAAGCGCCAGACACACAUUCUGCAUGGCAAUGAAAGGAAGGAGCUGAAACACCUACCAAAGAUUUUUCAGGUUGUGUCUCGGCUGCUGUUGGACAUUGCAGAGAAUCGGGAGGUGAUUGAGGAAGAUAUUCUGGUGGCCCCUGAUAUUGAUGACAUAGAGACGACUCUCAGUCUCAUUGAGGAGAUGGGCCCUGAGCUCUUUGCAAAGGAGCCUCGUUUACCAGGUAUGCCAACCCUACCCAGACAUUUCAACGAGCCGCCCAUCUUCUACCAUCGCAAAAGUUUGUGCUACAGUGAGUCUGACUUGAGACGACUGGGCUCACAGCUCAACCUCCUCACUGAACCUCUUGGCUCCUUGUCUCAGAGUAAUGUUGACAUUUCUUUAUCCAAGCCUGCUCUCGCUGCAAACCAGCAUGAGAAUUGCAAUAACAGCAUGUCUGAGGUGUUACACGGCUCAACAAACUCACUCUGGCAAAUCAAGAACAUAGAAAAUCGAAAAGAUGGAUCUAUCCUGCUGAGGAAGGUGACACAAAAAAAGAUCCAACGCAGUGAGUCUGUGGGAAAUACUGAACCUACCAAAAAGGGUAGCAUGUUGUACAGAUGGAAGGCAGAGCAGAGGGAUAAUUUGGCAAUGAAUGGGAUACAGUCUCAAGAUUGCAAAGAGGACCAAUCAGAGAAGUCAAACGUGCCCUUCAUCACCUUGCAGUCAGAGUUGUCCCUGGACGCCAGGAGGUUGCUCGUGGCACAGGCCCUGGCAGUGGACCUUUUUCUUGAUGGGGAAAAAGAGCACAAGAGCAGAGUCUUGGCCUGGCAGGCAGAACUAAACCUAGGCGGUGGCUGGGAAAGGCUGUGUAUGGAGCGAGAUCCCUUCAUCCUCACUGGGCUCAUGUGGGCAUGGUUAGAGCAGCUUAAAGAGCCAGUCAUCUCCGUCCAGGAAGCCAAAGCCCUGAACCCUAACAACGCUGAUCCUCAAACUGUACUUAACGCGCUUGACCAGGCCACUAAAAAAACAUUAACAUGCAUACUAGAUUGUAUGGCUCAUAUGCUGUGGAUACCAGAAGAGGUUGAAAAUGCAUUCCUGAAACGUACCAUCAAAGCUUUCACCUGGGUGGAUAACAAAUCAGACGAUGGACUCAUAGUGUACAAGUCCAUGACUGCAGUCCUACAGUGUGUCCUUGAUGAGAUGAGGUCAAUGGUCAUAGAGACUGAUGAGACACCCAUCUCUCCCUGCUAUAUAAAAUAG